Zalophus californianus (California sea lion) is the source of this 3316-nucleotide messenger RNA. RefSeq names its product B and T lymphocyte associated (gene BTLA). Gene Ontology annotation, biological process: immune response-regulating cell surface receptor signaling pathway. Bases 261 to 1277 code for a protein of 338 amino acids. The record is from RefSeq and is a predicted model, not a curated record. Gene Ontology annotation, molecular function: signaling receptor activity. The transcript has 7 exons. Gene Ontology annotation, cellular component: plasma membrane. Lineage: Eukaryota; Metazoa; Chordata; Mammalia; Carnivora; Otariidae.
GCUUUGCAGAUCAGUGUUUGAAAGUGAACAGCCGAUUUGACAAGAAGCAAAAACCACAGAAUAUAGUACCACAUCGUUUUUCUGUUCACUUCGUUUCACAAAUGAUUCAGGCUCUUCCUACUGUCUUCUUCACCUCCUUGCUCUUCUCUACUUAUUUCACUGAUGUCACUGAGGUAGGUAACCUGGUCCAAUCCUGAAGAAUUCAAGGGAGGAAGAGAAGUCUACUUGUGAAGUUUUUCUGUCCCUGAUAUGCACAGGAAAUGAAGACAUUGCCUGGCAUGCUUGGAAUUGGGAAAUUGUGUUGGGUGUUCUUCCUAAUCCCACAUCUGGGCAUCUGGAGUAUCAACGGGGAAAAAUCAUGUAAUGAACAACUGUAUGUAAAGAGAUAUUCCAUAUACACUGUCUUAGCAGGGAAUUCGUUUGAUCUGAAAUGCCCUGUGAAAUACUGUACUAACAGACCUAAUGUGAUCUGGUGCAAGCUCGAAGGAAAAAGCUGUUUAUCUCUUGGGUAUAAACUUCAGGGAUACACAAGCUGGAAUGAAAAUGAGAAUAUUUCAGUUUUUAUUCUGCAUUUUAAUCACAUGCUGCCUGGUGACACUGGGUCAUACCGCUGUUCUGCAAAUUUUUCAUCUGGACUUGUUGAAAGCCACUCAGUAACCAUUAAUGUGACAGAAUGGACUAGAAAUAAUUCAGAAUACCCUCUGAUAAAUACAACCAGUGCCUCAGGACCACCCUCCACAGAAGUGACGGAUGAUAGACAAUGGAUGCUUUAUAGUUUGCUUCCUUUGGGGGCAUUGCUUCUGCUCAUUACCUGUUUCUACCUAUUCUGCUGCCUUAGAAGGCACCAAGGUGGGUUUCAUCUUCCAUCUGAACCACAGAUAAUGAUUUCCUCGGGGACAACUCAUCCUUCCACCAAAAAGACAGAUGGAUUAAUUCAGGUCCCUUCCAGUCAUGCAGAACAAAAGAAGCUUUCUGAUACAGCAGGAAGGGAAAUUAACCUGGUUGAUAUUCCCCAGCCCUUUAGGAGUGAACAAAUUGAAGUGGGAACCAGACAAAAUCCCCAAACCCUGCCAUCAGAAACUUGUACUUAUGAUAAUGACCCCUGGUUCAGGGUCCAGGAAGAGUCUGAAGUUUAUUCUAACCCAUGUCUGGAGGAAAACAAACAGAGCAUUGUUUAUGCCUCCCUGAACCAUUCUGUCAUUGGAAUAAACCCAAGACAAGCAAAGAAUGUGAAAGAAGCACCUACAGAAUAUGCAGCCAUAUGUGUGAGGAAUUAAAUUCGAUCUUGAUCUCCAGCAGUGAUCACUGAAUGAUCAGCAUGUCAACACCAUUAUCUGAGCCCAACAAAAUGUCCAAUAAUAUUCCUUGACCUGAGAAGUUUCACUUCAAGGAGGUUCAUGUUGGUGCUUGGGUCUUAAGGGUCCAUAGGACAAAUGACUAAAAUUUCUCCCAAAAUAUUGCAAGGGAACUUUUUUAUAUUAUAGCCUUGAACAACACAAAAACCCUUCCCUCCAAAACUGAGUGGUAUUAUGAGUAACAGGUUAGUAGAACAUUUAAACUUAGCUACAUUUUACCCAAUGUAUAAAGUUAGUAUAUUUUUUGGAGGAUAAGAGACACAUGUAGGCAAGAGAGAUUUGUGUUAUCUGGAUUAGUUCACUACAUGCUCUUGACAAAGAAAGAAUGUCCCAAUUUGACUAACUAACCAUCAGCAAAGUAACAAUGGUAUGUUUAUUUCUGGUCAUUCUUCCAUGAUGAGAAAUUUUCCUCUGUCCAUCUCAUACUGGGUUUUCUUAAAUGUAAAGAAGAAAUCAUUUUAGACUUGAUAUAAGAAAAGAAUGGGAAGAAUAAAUGGUGCAAUUAAGAUAUGGAAUACACCAACUAAUGUCGAGCAGAUGUUGCCCAUCCCUGACAAAUGGUUUUAUGUACCCUGUUACACUGCUAAGCAAACACAGGUAGUAAUGGAGCUAUUAAUGUGUGGUGCAUUUAUAAACAAAGUUGUGACUCAGUGUUUGGGUCACAUGGACUAAUGUAUAUAAAUGUGACAUAAUGCUGCUAAACUAAUAUACUUGGGGUUGUCUAAGUAAACAUAAAAAUCAGUGAGAAUAAGUAUCAUCUAGCAAGUGCAGAUUGAUAGCUUAAACUGCGUCAUGGCUGACCUGAUAGCAAAUGAAAAGCACAGUUAAUGGAAUAGCGAAAAGUCUGGAAUAUUUAGUUGGCCAAAACAGGUCACCAUACUUUCAUUAAGCACUUCCGUAUCUUGCUGCUCUUCUUACUAAGGAAUCAGGGCAAAUCAUACAUAGCAAAGUAGUACGGCUUCAUAACAAUUCAUUUUAAAAUACUGUAGUUGCAGCCGCUUGAGUCCAGCAAGAGGAGAUGGUUUCAAAGUUUCUGAAUUUCCAGAGUACUUGAGUCUAAUUAUUUCAAAAAUAGCCUACAACUUUAUUCAACAGCUUGAGGCUAUUAGGAUUCUCAGGUGCUGCUACUAAAUAAGGCAGUACACCUCAUACAAAGUGGACAGCAAAGGUUGGGAUCCAUUUGAACAAAUAGGUGAGCUGCUGCACAAAUGAAUGUGGUGUGUGUGUGUGUGUGUGUGUGUGUGUGUGUGUGUAGAAGGAAGACUAAGUGACUUACAGAAAUGGUAAAAAGAGAAACUGACAAAAUGGUUUGCUUCCUAAAAAGUUCAGAAUACUAGAAAAAAAUGGGUCAUUAAAGAAAAUGUAUGAAAAUAAUGUUUGAAAUUAUGGCGAUGGGAUUAUGAUAUCCCAUAAAAUUUUUUAUCCCAUAAAGAUAAAACUGGGAUUUUGUGAUGGAGCUUUUCUUCUGUAACAACACUGGCAUUAAGAUUUUGCUCCUUAGAUUGGGAUUGUGGGUAUUGCUUUAGACUCACUGUUAUCAAGCCAGUAUGAUAGCGCCGUACCUGAAAUUUUGAGCAACUGGUUCUAGGUAGGCUCUUUCAGCCAAGCUGCAUUUAUAAGCAACUACAUACAAAAGAUAUAUUAGAAUAACUGUUUGUGGUAUUCUUAAAUAUAGAAACAGGAAGUACAGGGAGGAUACAUUUAGCUACCCUUAUCAGAUAAACACACAGCUGAACAGUUCCUUCAUAAUUUUCUUAAAUUUAAGCAAUAAAAUAUUUCUAUUGUUUAGGAUAUUCUUAGCAUGUCUUAUAGUAAAGAUAAUGUUGAUAAUGAUUUUACCUCUACAAUGAUUUAUUCUUACAUCUGUACCAUGCUGCCAAAAUUCCAAACCACUUAUGUUUUUAUUGCUUCUUAAUAAAAUAUCAGAAUUGUAUAUGUAUUUCCCAAAUAAAUCUAUUUCA